CGCCCCUCCGCCCCUCCGGUGGCGGGAGAGCUGCCGACGCCCGAGCCCGAGCUGCCUGGCGGCGGGAGGCGGCGGGGCGGCCCGGAGAGGGGCGCGGCGGCGGACUGAGCCCGCGCCCAGAGCGGGCACCAUGGUGCUGUCGGUGCCCGUGAUCGCGCUGGGCGCCACGCUGGGCACGGCCACCAGCAUCCUCGCUCUGUGCGGGGUCACCUGCCUGUGCCGGCACAUGCACCCCAAGAAGGGGCUGCUGCAGCGGGACCGGGACCCCGACCCGGAGAAGGCGAGACCCGGCGUGCUCCAGCCCGCCCAACAGUUCAACAUUAAAAAGUCCACGGAGCCCGUGCAGCCCCGAGCCCUCCUCAAGUUCCCAGACAUUUACGGCCCCAGGCCGUCUGUGACGGCCCCAGAGGUUAUCAACUACGCAGACUACACGCUGAGGACCACAGAGGAGCCUGCUGCAUCCGCCAGCCCCCAGGCCCCGAAUGACAGCCGCCUCAAGAGGCAGGUCACGGAGGAGCUGUUCAUCCUUCCUCAGAAUGGUGUGGUGGAGGAUGUCUGUGUCAUGGAGACCUGGAACCCAGCGAAGGCUGCCAGCUGGAACCAAGCCCCCAAGCUUCACUACUGCCUGCAGUAUGACCAACAGAAGGCGGAGCUGUUCGUGACUUGCCUGGAAGCCGUGACCAGUGACCACGACGGAGGCUGUGACUGCUAUGUCCAAGGCAGCGUAGCCAACAGGACAGGCUCUGUGGAGGCCCAGACGGCCCUGAAGAAGCGGGAGCUGCACACCACCUGGGAGGAAGGCCUGGUGCUCCCCCUGGCAGAGGAGGAGCUCCCCACAGCGACCCUGACGCUGACCCUGAGGACCUGUGACCGCUUCUCCCGCCACAGUGUGGCUGGGGAGCUGCGCCUGGGCCUGGAUGGGGUGUCCGGAUCUCUGGGGGCCGCCCAGUGGGGGGAGCUGAAGACUUCAAUUAAGGAGCCUUCUGCAGGAGCUGGAGAGGUCCUUCUCUCCAUCAGCUACCUCCCGGCGGCCAACCGCCUCCUGGUAGUGCUGAUUAAAGCCAAGAACCUCCACUCCAACCAGUCCAAGGAGCUGCUGGGGAAGGAUGUCUCUGUCAAGGUGACCUUAAAGCACCAAGCUCGGAAGCUGAAAAAGAAGCAGACAAAACGAGCCAAGCACAAGAUCAACCCUGUGUGGAAUGAGAUGAUCAUGUUCGAGCUGCCAGAUGACCUGCUGCAGGCCUCCAGCGUGGAGCUGGAGGUGCUGGGCCAGGAAGAGGAGGGGCAGAGCUGCGUGCUGGGCCACUGCAGCCUGGGCCUGCACGCCUCCGGCUCUGAGCGCAGCCACUGGGAGGAGAUGCUCAAAAACCCGCGCCGGCAGAUCGCCAUGUGGCACCAGCUGCACCUGUAGCAGCUUCCCAGUCCACCUCCCUUCUCGGGCACGGCCCUGCCCCUUCCGUCCCAGCUGUCCUCUGUGACCUCUUCUUUGUGCCACAUCCUCAUAAUGACACUCAGAAGACAGACAUCUUUGCAAAGACCAGGACCCCAUUCCUCUCUCAUCACACCCCCAAUCUGAACAAUGAGCAGGAGAGGGCAGUGUGUGGACAUUUGGGUCACCCUGGGGAAUGCAUUUUGCUGAUCUGUGUCACAGAAGAGACACUUAGCAAAUGCAGCCCGAGUGCGGGUUUUGCGGGGUGGGCAUGUUAGUCCAGAUGCAGAGAAAGCUGAGUUUGGGCAAUAAUGGAUACAAAGAAUGUGUUUUCUUAAAAGUGAGCAUUUCAAAAAUGAUGAAGAAAAUAAAAGUAUCCUGGAUCUACUCAUAGAGUUGGAGAUUGUUAGGGUGGGUUGACAUCUCGGCCAGCACGAAGUCGUGCUCCUGAACCAGGCAGCAGUAAUCCAGCAGUUCUCAAACCCUCAGUGUGAAGAAAUCACCAGCAGACUCCCGGACCCACCUGUAGACAUUCCAAACCAGUGUUCCCGGCCGGACCCCAGGAGCCUGCCUUUUAACAUGCAUCGGUGGUCUGGAUGCAGAGGUUGGAGCACUGUGCCUGGAGGAAUCCCUUCUACAACAUUCCAGACAGGUUUUCACAGCCAGUUCCAGUACUGGAUGUCUCAACCAUCAGUGUGACAUUUAGAAGCCUCUAGGUUUUUAAUUUAAUUAUUUUAAUUCUUAAUAUUUUUCAUUUUUGCUUUUCAGAUCCUGCUCUUGGAAUGAAUUUGUACUUUUUAUUGAAUAGCUUUAUUGUUUUAUCUCAGAAUCAGUUUAUAUUAUAUUUGGGGGGGGAACUUCCUUGACAGUGUGGGAUCCCCCUGUUAGUUAUUGGGCGCUAGUUGUCACAUCCACCAGCAUCACCAAAGUGACCCUCCAAGAUAGUCCCGUUGCUUCUAGCGGUCCAGCCACUUCAGGAAGAAUUCAGUUUGGGACAAAUAUUAAUUUAGUUUAUUAUGCCUGGCUCUGUGGAGGUGGAGAAGGAAGAUAAAUAGGAAACGAAGGCUUUUACAAAUGUGCCUCCCACUUCAGUUUUCAGGGCCUGUCGCUUUAAAAUCAGUAAGUAACCAGCAGCUAAGUUUCAGAUUCCUACCUUAUUAUUCCAAAUAGCUGUCCAUAUCAUUAAUUAAAUGAUGAGCCUUGUGGAGUGGAUAUACUUGCCCUCGAACCAGGACUCCUGGGUUCUGUUGUUGGCUGUCUGCUAAGCAGGACUAAUGACAUGGCAGCUCUGUCUGGGUAAAUUCUGCGAUUGAUAGAUGAAAGCAUGCUUGAAAGCUGUAGGCACUCCCUGGCUAGAAGCAAACUCUGAAACCACCAGAGGAUCAUCUUUAAGCUUUAAGUUGGCAGCUGACAAUGCCUGGAAAGUACCAGAACCAUCCCAGGCAUUUUCAGAACCAUGAAUUCUGCAUUUGGACUCCUUAAUACUGACAUCCAAAUUCUGGGCCUUCCAAUGUCACCCUAGUGCUGAUCUAAACGAGAAUUUCUAGACAAGAUGGGUUAGGGCUAUCCUUCAACCUCAAUAAGUCAUUCUUAGCCUCCCCCUGAGAAUCUGAUAGGGAUCUUAUCGCCCAUAGUUAUCAUUUUUUCCUUUCUGCACCAAAGUAGAAAAUCAUUAGAAACAACUUCUACCUACCCUCUGAAGAAACAGAAAAAAUAUCUAAUCCCCCUUUAAUGAGAAAACCUCUCAGAUAAUUAGAAAUCUUGAUCACUAACAUUUACCACCUCCUGCCAAGUUUUUUUAGGCAAAGCAUUUGUUAGUGAUUUCCUAUAUCAUGUUUUUGAGAUACCCUCACCCACCUCACUCUUGUUUCCUUUUUUUUUUUGUUGGCAUAGCUAAAAGAGAACAGAACAUUCUCUAUGUAAGCUGAUCAGUACUUUCUUCUUGGUAACAUCUGCUACUUUAAUCUAAAAAAGUCUGGAUUCUAGGCUUAAAAUCAGGAAAUACGGUUCCACUUCCUUACAAAUCUAUGUACCUGCCUUAUAGUCACACCAAAGGAUGCUUGAGAUGGAUUGGGUUGGGUCUCUGAUUCCAGAAAUAUCAACUCCACCCAUGCUCUUUCCACCAUGAGGCUUUCAUUUCUUUGGAUCUCAGAGGUUUAGUUUUCCAGAGUCUGUAAACUAAAGGUUGCUGCUAAUAAGAAUCAAAUGCCACCACAGAACAUCUUGGGUGUCAGUUAUCAGCUCUCCUAACAGACAUGCACAGAAAUGAGAGAGAUUUUACAGGGGUUUUUGUCUGGUGUGUUUUGACACCUUGAACAAAGCUGGCUCAUGGCCCCUAAGUACAGUAUUUGUUGAAUGAAUUAAUGAGUAAAGGAUGGAUAGGGGAGUAGACAGAACAGGUCACUGCAACUGGCAUAAAAAUCAGAGUCCUGGCUGAUUGCUCAAAGAUACAGGCAUCAGAAAUCCCAGUUGGCCUAGAAAGUCAUGACAUUGAGUAUUACCAUUCACCUACUCACAAUUUGUAACUCUGUGUAAAUGUCAUUGAUGAUAGAAGAGAAUAUGAUCGCUGUGCUUUUCUACCCAAACUUCGUCCUGGUGAAUUUUAUAUUACUCAGAGAUACCAGACUGCCAAAUCCAAAAACUUCAGCACUCUUUGCAUCAGCUUACCUAGUACCAGGCACAUUUGCAAUUUACUACCACAUUAGUGUAAUUGGGUCCGUGUGAGCACAUUUGAUUUUUUGAAAGGAACACCUGGUCCUUUGCCAGGGAGUGUUUUCUAAGAAGGUCACAAAACAGAGAUAAAAAUAAAGUAAGAAACCAUCUCCAGCUGACGGUUGCCCACACCGUGAUCUGGUUCUUUCAUAGAUAUGGUGAUGGGGACAAAGAAUUAAUCUUGGCUCCACUUCUUACAUCACAUUAAUAUCUAUUUGUUGAGUGCCUAUUGGUCAAGAUCUUGCACACGUCUGUCCAUUUCAACUUGGGACAUGACUCUUGCUGUGGGUUGAGUGACAAAUCACCCCAUGUAGAGAGCAAGAUGGGGCAAUUCCUUUGGGAUGUGAGGAGUCCUGGGGGGCAGGCAGCUAUUGCCUAAGCCAAACUGAGCUGAGGACCGUGAAACAAGAGAUCUAGCCCCUGUGAUUCAUUUCUGCCACCGUGUUUCCUGUUGUCAAUGCUAAGUGUGUGUUUGUUUGCAAUUAUGAACCGAAGCACAAAAAAGACGCAUGAGACAUUGUAGUCCUAUGUCUGGUGUCACACUUUGGAGCAAAAACCUUUCAGUGGUAAAUAAAUAAUUUCCAACUGGGUUACCUA
Messenger RNA from Myotis daubentonii (Daubenton's bat), 4738 nucleotides. RefSeq names its product synaptotagmin 13 (gene SYT13). Gene Ontology annotation, molecular function: calcium ion binding; clathrin binding; calcium-dependent phospholipid binding. The record is from RefSeq and is a predicted model, not a curated record. Gene Ontology annotation, biological process: calcium ion-regulated exocytosis of neurotransmitter; synaptic vesicle endocytosis. Lineage: Eukaryota; Metazoa; Chordata; Mammalia; Chiroptera; Vespertilionidae. Gene Ontology annotation, cellular component: plasma membrane; dense core granule; axon.